AUGGUCCGAAACUGCAAUGAAUGCAUAAAUGCGAGACCUAAUCCUCCUAAGUCAGUACUAACUCCGUGGAAAUGGCCACAAAGACAAUGGACGAGAGUGCAUUGUGAUUUCUUAGGUCCGUACAAAAACAAAACAUUCUUAAUUAUUGUCGAUGCAACCACAAAGUGGCUAGAAGUUUUUCAAGUAAAUUCGAUGACAGCACAAACGGUCAUAACAAAACUGUCUGAGUUAAUUGCACGUUUUGGCAUUCCCAGAACAAUAACAACUGACAAUGCAAAAUGUUUUAAUGGCGAUGAAUUCCAGUCAUAUUGCAAGACACUAGGUAUCAGGCACUUGACAGGGGCACCUUUCCACCCAGCCUCAUAUGGAUUUGCCGAAUCUGGAGUAAAAAUAGUUAAGCAAUUUUUUAAUAAAUGUUCAACAUCAUUACACCAUUUGAAUAAAUUUUUAUUGAUGUAUAGAAAUACUGUACACUCAACCACAAAUGAAACGCCAGCAAAACUUAUGUUUGGCCGCUCAACACGUACUAUUUUUGAUUUAUUAAUCCCAAACACAAAUGAAGUAGUUAUUAAUAACCAAAUUACACAAAUAAAAAAUUCAGGAAAAAGAGAUAUUAAUAUAAAAGUGGGUGAUUUGGUAUUAGUUAAGGAUUAUCGAAAUAAAAAUGAAAAUUGGCAAAAAGGAAAAAUAACAGAAAACAUUAGUAAAAACACUCAUAAAAUCAUACUAGACUAG
Molecule: messenger RNA, 735 nt
Organism: Macrosiphum euphorbiae (potato aphid)
Lineage: Eukaryota; Metazoa; Arthropoda; Insecta; Hemiptera; Aphididae
Source: the annotation of a GenBank genome assembly